Hypomesus transpacificus is the source of this 829-nucleotide messenger RNA. RefSeq lists its product as uncharacterized. The transcript is spliced from 5 exons. Lineage: Eukaryota; Metazoa; Chordata; Actinopteri; Osmeriformes; Osmeridae. Bases 87 to 584 code for a protein of 165 amino acids. The record is from RefSeq and is a predicted model, not a curated record.
CCUCAGAAUGUGGUACUCUGUGAUGUGAGUGUACAUGCAUCCAACUUAGUUACUUUGACAAGAAACAUUAUAUUUGAUCAUUGAAUAUGCAUAUAACAGGUUGGCUUCUUGCAGUUGCACUUGUUUUUGGUAGCUGUUCAUUUUCUUCAACGGGACCUUUCCAUGCACAGUGCAAAGUUGAAUGGUAUUUUGGGAUCCCCUGUGGUCAGGUGUAUGAAAUGCUGGUCACCCAAAUUAAAAAGUGGAGAACUCUCUCAAGCUGUGCAAUCGGAGGACAGAAGUGCCUUUACAAGCUUCAGUCAGCCUCAGUCCACUUCAUUGCUGCAAAACACACAACCCCCAUAAAGAGGCAGGUUGAUGAUAUCACCUUCCGACUAGUGACCUAUGAGUUCUUCAGUCACUGCCAUGUCUUGGCCAUGUCUGUCUCAGAGACCUGGUAUACCAUUAAAGACCAUGGCACUAACUACUGUAACCUCUACAACCUCAUGGAAGGAAGUGGACUGAUCAGAGUCAGGGGAUAUAUGGAAGUUACGAGUGAAUUCCUUUGUACCCAGCGCUCCUCUGCCAACUGCACACUCUACUGACCCACCUUAACUCUCCCUGACCUACUUUGGAACAUCUUUUAGUUAAUGUAGGGAUUACCAAGUCUGAACUUGUGUUAUACCACAACAUGCCCUCAAACUCUCUGUAGCAUUAAGCUACUGCAGUAUGCAUAAUAAACCAUUGUGAUAUGUAAAUGACAGGUUGCUCGUCCUCGGAUAAAUGCAAAUAAUAGUGUUAUAUUCACAGCUGCAAUGUUUUGUGAUGUCUUUUUGUAUUCUUAAAAUGU